AUGGCGCUGCCCCUGAUCUCCUGCCCCAGCUGCAAGGAGAAGGUGCAGAUGUAUGUAUCGACCACUGAGAAGCACGACGGGUGGGUCUUCUACAGAUGCCGCAGCCAUGGGGUUUCUUGUGAUUUCUGGCGUUGGGAGUUGGAGUAUGUUGAGUAUCUUGUUGACAAACAUUACCUCGUCGAAGAUGCCGCCGUGGAUGCUAUUGGUGAGGUGGAGGAACGAAGGGAGCAUCUGAUUGCUGCACAGGAACUGGUGCAGAUGAAUGCACCCAUCAGCAGGUCCAACCAGGCUGCAAAGAAGGAAGCAAGUUGUGGGAUGAGCAGGCAGCAAGCAAUUGCACUGAUGAUGUUAGGGAGGGAGGUGAUGAAGCUGAUGAAGAUGUUGUUUGUUGCAGUGGUGGUGCUAGGUGCUGUUGCUGUUGGGUUGAUGCUGAAGAAGUGA
Messenger RNA from Triticum turgidum subsp. durum (durum wheat), 441 nucleotides. Lineage: Eukaryota; Viridiplantae; Streptophyta; Magnoliopsida; Poales; Poaceae. The record is from the annotation of a GenBank genome assembly.